AUCGACGGAAAGGGCAAGGCACAUCCUCCGUUCCAUUGGCUGGAGACACACCAACCGUGAUUGUAGCAUCUCGAGGCUCGGAAUCUGGAACCAGGAGCACCUUCCCCGUUGCAACGUCAUCCCCAAAGCGAACCUCAACGAUCAACCUCGACAAGUCUACCUCCACUUCCGGCGAGACAGUACCUGGCGACAUGCUCAGUUACCGUCCCGCGAAUGCGACAACCCGCCUACUAGCGUGACCGACCACGGCGCGGGAGCGAUGAUGUCCUCAACGAACGAGGAGGACCCGUUCCUCCAGGUCCAGCAAGAUGUCCUCACCCAGCUCCAAACCGCGCGCUCCCUCUUCACAUCCUACCUACGCAUCCGCUCGCUAGCCACGGCACCAACCUCCCCGGAACUGGCAUCCGCGCGCGCCGACCUCGAGUCGUCACUGACAUCGCUGGCCGACGACCUCGCCGACCUGGCCGGGUCGGUGCGGGCGGUCGAGUCCGACCCGGCGCGGUUCGGGCUCUCGGUGGCCGAGGUCGGCCGCCGCAAGCGCCUCGUGCAGGAGGUCGGCGGCGAGGUCGACGACAUGCGCGAGGAGCUCGCCAAGGCCUCUUCUGGGGCUGCUGCCGCCGGUGCGCGGCGCGGCGGGAGGGGCGGGGAUCUGCCGGAUCCGUCGUCGUUCGCUAUUGCGGACGGGGAGGCUGAUGGUGCUGGAGGGGGGGCCGAUUAUGUGGCUCAGUUCGAGCGCGAACAGCAGGUUGUGAUGAUGCGCGAGCAGGACCAGCAUCUAAAUGGGGUGUCCCGGACGGUGGGGAAUCUGCGGCGGCAGGCGGACGAUAUGGGCCGGGAGCUGGAGGAGCAGGUGGAGAUGCUCCAGGAGACGGAACGGGUGGCAGAUCGGGUCGAAGGGAGGUUGAAGACGGGGAUGGAUAAGAUAGGCCAUGUGUUGAGGAGGACGGAGGAUCGGUACAGCAGUUGUUGUAUAGGACUUUUGAUCGUUGUGUUGGUCAUCUUGUUGAUCUUGCUACUAAUAUUAUGAGAUCGGGGGGAUGGUCGUCUGGUGGAUUGAUGGGACGUUAUUGGGAUGUAUUGCAUAAUACCAGGGCGUAGAUAGAUGGGGUUUUUCGCAACGAGGCGUUUAU
Chaetomium fimeti is the source of this 1130-nucleotide messenger RNA. Its product is annotated as t-SNARE. Bases 260 to 1027 code for a protein of 255 amino acids. Lineage: Eukaryota; Fungi; Ascomycota; Sordariomycetes; Sordariales; Chaetomiaceae. Gene Ontology annotation, biological process: Golgi vesicle transport. The transcript has 2 exons. Gene Ontology annotation, cellular component: membrane. The record is from RefSeq and is a predicted model, not a curated record.